Messenger RNA from Suillus clintonianus, 1235 nucleotides. RefSeq lists its product as uncharacterized. The record is from RefSeq and is a predicted model, not a curated record. The transcript has 2 exons. The coding region runs from base 7 to 963 and encodes 318 amino acids. Lineage: Eukaryota; Fungi; Basidiomycota; Agaricomycetes; Boletales; Suillaceae.
UUUCCCAUGACAUUCUCAACAGCACCUGCUCUACUAUUUGGUCUGGGCGUACGCGUUGCCCUCAACAAGUUCUCGAGCACUGCUGACGCCAGUGCUGACGAGGGUGUCAUCAGCGAUGUCAUUCUUCUCGGGGUCGUCCAAGGCGUCGCGCUAUAUUACGCUCUCAUGGAAUACCCUGAUUUCGCGUUCGCCGUUGCAUUCGGCAUCGCCGCCAGACUCGCUAUCGAGUUCAUGAUGCUCCAGGACGUCCCCAGGUGCGCGACCACCUUGCUCGGUGUCGCCCUUGGCGUCCUGGUCACCGACGUCCUAUCACAACUUAUCGAGGACGGUUACUUUUAUGACUUUCACGGAGACUCAGCUCGUGACAAAGAGAGCACGUAUACCCCAAAACGAAAACGUCUCGUUAAAUUCCAGUCUACUACAGAGUAUCAAGUGAUACCCCCCAGCCGACCCCCGCGCUCCCGCAAAAAUGAGCCAGAUCAGCGAUGGCGUACGCCACCUUCAAUGACUUCAACCAGUAGCAUCGAUCCCAACCACACCAUGAGCCCGCUAGAACGUGAAUUAGCGGCGCUACGUGCAAAGGCGUCGCUGGCAGAUAGUGAGAGAAGGCGGUUCAAGGAGGAAAAGAAGUGGGCCGAGUCACAGGGGAACGUCGCGCGGGUAUCCCAAAUGAGUUGGCAGGUGAAAAGGUACACUGCCCUGACGCAGAGUUUCACUCGGGAAGCAGAUGCUAGACUCCUUGAAGUGACUGCGAUGAAGCAGCAGCAACAGACUACUGCUGGCGCAAUUGCUCCACAGCCCUCAGACAGACAUCGGGUCGAUCGGCAUACGAAUCACUCUCGACAAACAACCCAGGAGGUUGUGAUUGAUAGACAGUCCACUGUAACAGUGGAUGUUCCAGGGAGGCAUCGGAGGCAGAGCUCCGGGAACUUGAAGUCUGCGAUGCGUCUUCAAGUACGAUAAUGACAUGAUGAGUACGAGUAAGUAAUAUACCCCUCCUCCGAUACUAGACCUGACACUGUGAAGAGAUCAUCUACAUUACGACCCUGCAACUGUCGCCGCCUAUUUUGCUUCAUUUCCUUGGGAGCUUUUCUAGGACUUAUGUGUAUCAUUAGAUGUGUCCCCGUUGGCAUAGUGGAGAGCCGUCAAUUCCGAGUCAAAUAUACCAUCUUGGUCAAAAUAGCAAUUAUAUUUCAUCUGUAUGUACACAGAAAAUAGAUUCCGUUAGCGUGACU